Molecule: messenger RNA, 4778 nt
Organism: Colossoma macropomum (tambaqui)
Lineage: Eukaryota; Metazoa; Chordata; Actinopteri; Characiformes; Serrasalmidae
Gene: sash1b
Product: SAM and SH3 domain containing 1b
Exons: 20
Coding region: 281-3871 (1196 amino acids)
Molecular function (GO): protein binding
Source: RefSeq, a predicted model, not a curated record
GAGGACGUUUGUGUUUAAAGUUUACAAUUCUGGAUUUAACAUGUAGAUGAAAGAUAGGCUACUCAGUUCUGCACUUUAUGCCAAUGUUAUGAUUCAGAAGUGCUAUGAACUCGUUUUCCAGUGCUUUUGGAAAAACACUACUUCCAGAGAUCGAUCCGAUGGACCUGUAGACUUCAGGUUUGCUUUGCAGAGACGCUGCCAGUAGAACAGAGGUUGGUGAGGAGAAUGCAGAGCCAUCAUCAGAACUGAUACAUGGACUUCUUGGUGUAAUUUUGGAAGAAUGAGCAGCGGUCCCACUAUAGUCUACGAGUGGUUGAAGACCCUCCAGCUGUGCCAGUAUGUUGAAGCGUUUGUGGAUAAUGGCUACGAUGACUUGGAGGUGUGUAAACAGAUAGGGGACCCUGACCUGGAUGCCAUCGGUGUGUUCAUCCCUCAUCACCGGCAAAAGGUUCUCCGUGCGGUUAAGAGGCUGAGAGAUGAGGACAAGAAGGUGGCACCUGGACUUUACUUCACCUUAGAACCACUUCCAGGUGUCUCCAGUGUAGGUCUACACUCUUCCCAAGUGUGUGACCCUAAACCCAAUGGCUCAAAGUCAUGGGUCUCUCCUGCAUGGGAUAGAGCAGGACUAAACCCAGGCUUUGAACUGUCCAAUAAUAAUAUAUUGCUUGAAGACCCUAUGGAUCCAGUGACUUACCCCAAACUCAAACUGAAGAUCCUGAUACGGGACAAGCUUGUCAAGGAUGGAAUCGACCUGAGUAAGCCCCCCUACUCAUUUAAGGAUGGCUCUCUGGGAAACAUCGAGGACUUGGCCAAGGAGUACUCAGAGUAUUACAGCACCUCUUACAGUGACGUGUGUGAGAGGAUGGAAGAGCUUCGAAAGCGCAAAGUGUCUCAGGAGGCAGAAACAAAGAAGGCUGAAUCAACGUCCACAUCACUUCAGCUGCGCACAGAAAUCCAGGAGUCGCUGGGCCUGAGCAGUGCUGUGUCAACUCCUGAGGUUGAGAGAAGGCUGUCGAUGCACAAGUCGAGCUCGGAAGAUGGAUCUGGAGGGAGAUGGGACUCUAGAAAGAAAAAUAAAUCCUUCUGGCAAAAUUUUCGCAAGACGCAGAAAGGCACUAUGCGUCAGAUGUCAAAAGGCGAAGACCUGGGCUUUGUUGCCAGCGAGAUCACAAUGAGUGAUGAAGAGCGAAUCCAGCUGAUGAUGAUGGUGAAGGAGAAGAUGAUUACUGUAGAGGAGGCUUUGGCUCGGCUGAAAGAGUAUGAGACCCAAAGCCGACAGUCAUGCAGCACAGACACAACGGAGUGGAUUGACCCUUCCAGUCCAACUAUGAACGAGUCCUCCAACUGCAACUCACGGGAACAGUCAGACGAUGAGCUGGAGGAGUCGCUGGCCUUUCGCAGACUGCACAAACUGGUCAGCUCAACCCGGCGUGUGAGGAAGAAGCUCAUCAGAAUAGAUGAGAACAAAAAACCUACGUCAAAAGACUCUGAGGUGUCUCCCACUUGUGAGGAUAACACCUCUCUGUACUCCGGGGUGCAGAAGCGAGUUGUCCAGGGUGAUGGACUGGCUUCAGUUCUGCAGGAGCAGCUGUCUGUGGAUGGAGAUUCAGACAGCCUGACCACUUCACCCUCUUCUAGCAGCCUGGACACUUACAGCAGCCACAAGCUCUUCAAAGCCUUCAGCAAGUCCAGCAGCAGUCAGGGUUUGGGCCAGAUGUCCUCAGGCCCAGGUGGAGCUGCUCUGGGGCUUGAUGCAGGCAGUGGCUCCUCUUUUUCAGAGGCAGAGGGUUGCUGUGAGGAUCAGCCCAUGAUGGCCCGCUCUGUGACAGACGGUGAAAUGAGACGCGCCCUGAGCCCCUCCAACUACCACGGGAGGGCCUGUAGCUUCGGAGGAUUUGACCUCGUGAACCGGUCUGUAUACAUGAGAGAGAGCAGCUGUGACCCUAAUAUUGAGGGUGGAGACAGCAGAAGAGAGGCAGCGAGGUCCCCCACUCCGUCCCGCAUCUCUCUGGGCAAGAAGGUGAAGUCGGUGAAGGAGACCAUGAGGAAACGUAUAUCCAAGAAGUACAGCUCUGCUCUGUCUGAACAGUCAAGCCCCAACAGAGAGCCAGGCUCCCCUCAGUCCCCACACGCACACACUGACACUCUGGAGAAACCCAAACUGAAAGCUGGAGGCUCUGUGGAGAGCCUGAGGAGCUCACUAAGUGGACAGAGUUCAAUGAGCGGGCAGACAGUUAGUACUACAGACUCCUCAGCCAGUAACAGAGAAAGCGUGAAAUCGGAGGACGGUGAUGAUGACGAGCUACCAUACAGAGGGCCUUUCUGUGGUCGAGCCCUCGUACACACCGACUUUAUCCCCAGCCCCUAUGACACAGACUCCCUCAAACUCAAGAAAGGAGAUGUAAUAGACAUCAUCAGUAAGCCACCCAUGGGUACGUGGAUGGGCCUGCUGAAUAACAAGGUGGGCACCUUUAAAUUCAUCUAUGUAGAUGUAUUGAGUGAGGAAGAGGAGAAGCCCAAACGCAGCGUAAGGAAGAGGAGGAAGAGCCGGCCACCAAAACCCACAUCUGUGGAAGAGCUUCUGGAUCGCAUUAAUCUCAAGGAGCACAUGCCCACAUUCCUGUUUAAUGGCUAUGAGGAUCUGGACACAUUUAAGUUGCUGGAAGAGGAGGACCUGGACGAGUUGAACAUUAAAGACCCCCAGCACAGAGCAGUACUGCUGACUGCAGUGGAACUGCUGCAAGAAUAUGACAGUAACAGUGACCCUGAGCGUGGAGGUUCUUCAGGAGGUUCUGAGGAGAAGGUUCUGUCAGAGAGUGGAGCCCCUCCAGACUCCCCCCGUGACUCUGGCUGCUAUGAGAGCAGUGAGACGCUGGAGAACGGGAAAGACAAAAAGGCAUCUCAUUUAAGCAGGUCCUCGUCAGGCUUUGAGUCCAGUCACCUCCCAUCUCCCGAGUAUCCAACACCUCCCCUCAGCCAGUCCAGCGGGUCCAGGAGUCGUGAUCCACAGUCUCUCCUGCUUCCCUUCCCAAUGGCCAACGUGAAAGGACUUUGCUUUGGUAUGAGCCCCUGCUUGCUCAGAGCAAAGCUCCUCAGUCAGAGCUGUGAUGCACUAGUUGGUCUCCCUGCUCCUCAAGGGCUGUGGAAGCGUUGCCUUUCAUUGGACGACCUUCUGCAGGAUCGGAUUCUCCACACAAAGGACCCAGAGGAUUUGAGGCCCACCCAUUCAGAGGCAUGUGGUGGUGCAGUGCAUAGGCAAAUCCCUGCUGAGAGGCACAGCCCAGUUCAAACUGAAGGUACAGUUCCAGAAAAGCCUCAGAUAUGUGGCACCCCAGAGGAUGACUCUGCAGAGCUAGGCACAGGAGAUGAGCUGUCUGCUACUUUUCCUUCUAUUGACUCCAUCACAGCAGAAGUGGAGGCUGAGGCGCUACCUGUAGACGUUCCUGAAGCAGGUCCAGGCAGUGCUCCUUUAUGCACACAUCAUGUGAGACCACCAGUUCCUCCCAAACCUCUGCCAGUGUCCCUUGCAAAGGGCAAGGAGAUUAGCCCUGAUAUUGCUCCUGGGUGCAGUAAACCUUUUAUCUGUAGAAUUGGAAAGAAAGUUCAGCAUGGCAAAGGGGCUAAUCUGGAGUCGCUUGUAGAGGAAAAGCUGAGCUUGGAUGGUAUUGACCUCACAGAGGAGCCCUAUUCUGAUAAGCAUGGCCGUUACGGGGUCCCCUUCUCCCUCAUCCAGAGGUACUCUGAAGAUCUGAACAAGCCUUUGAGUGAUAUUGCAACAGUCAUGGAUCAGACAAGAGUCCAGCAGCUUCGUAAACAGCACCGCAUGGCAAUUCCAUUGAGAGGUUUAUCAGAGAUUUGCGUAAAGCUGUAAUUCCUUGAGCACACUGGGGGCAAUGCUGGAUGCCAGGUCAUCUUGAUAGUUUCUGGCAUGGAUGCCUGGAUGAUUACAGCAACUUCUGUAAAUGGGAGUGGAUCAUACAACAAAUUCUACAUUUUUCAACCACUGGUGGACCGCAACAACAGCCCCAGCCAUGAAGGAUAAAACUGCAUAAAGACUGAUGCCAGAAUGUUUGAAUGGGACUACAAUGUCACAGACUGUUGUGAAGGAAAGCUGUAUGCUUUUCAAGCGCUAGUGAAGCCAAUUAAGAUUUGCAGUGGAAGAACAUGGUGGUCUUUUGUUUGUUAUUUUUAUAACCUGUAGUUUUAAUGUUUUAGAUUUUCAAACAGAUGUGCGAGUGUUGUAAGUGUGCUUAGAUGCGUGCCAACACUGAUACAAGAUUUUGAAACUUACAUGGUUGCAUAGUUUAGACAAAUUCAGACAAAAAAACAUUUUGUUUAGGCAGUGAUUUUUAUGCAGAGACCUGUAUCCUCCUUAAAUCUCAUAUUAACUGUGUAGUAGAAUGUUAUGAAUUGUGAACUAUGACUGUCACCUCUCAAAUGUAAAUACAGAGGAGCUCUAUGACGAAUUGUGAAUUUGCAUUUGUUUUAAAAUGUGUUCUGUCAUUUCACUUGGUUUGAAAAUUAUAGAAUGAUGAUUGUGGUUUAUGAUUGUUGAUUAUGAUUCAACCAGUGGUUCUCAUUCUCAUCAAAGCAGCCCAUGUAACAUAACCUUGUUCCGAUUAUCAGCUAAAUAUUAAAAUAAUUGAACAGUUUCCAGAAAAUGGAAAACCUAUAACAUAACAGUGUAGGCAUCAGCCAUACAGUGGACUGGGAUUGAGAACCACUGCAUACAUAGCUACUGAAAUCAAGGGAACAGUUAUUGUAAUUAAAGUAGUCAA